Molecule: messenger RNA, 672 nt
Organism: Closterium sp. Yama58-4
Lineage: Eukaryota; Viridiplantae; Streptophyta; Zygnematophyceae; Desmidiales; Closteriaceae
Source: the annotation of a GenBank genome assembly
AUGGCCGCCAAGCAGUGGGGUUGGGCCGACUCUCUCAAGCAGGCAGCAGCGAUUAAAUCGGUUCCGAAGGAGUGGGUGCCGCACGUCAAGGAAACCCGCCCGUGGCCCGCACCUGCCGCGGUGCCGUGGGCUGCUGCCCCAAAUCCCUUCCAGACCUGCCACAUGUUCGAGCAAGAGUUUCAACUGCCCGUCGCAGCUAGCCCUGUAACCAGCCGCGCGACCAGUUUCGACAGCACCGAUCGCGUCGCCGCAGCCGCACCCGCCGCAGCCGCUCCCGUGCCGUUCCCCCAGCCGCAGUGGCCGACGGCGGAAUUCUUCGCGCGCGCGGGUUCCGCGGAGUGUGCGCGAGAGGGGCAAGGGGAGGUUUGCAUGGAGGCAGUGGCGACGUCGGACAUGCGCGGAGGGGAGGAGACCUUCCGCGCCGUGCCUCUUGCCCAAAGCCCCUUCCAUUUCUUCAUUCGCGAAGAUGCGGCAGCGAUGGGCGAAAUGGAGUGGGAGGUAGCGUCGCCAGUUACCACACUGAAGCGUGCGGAUUCGUUCGCCAGCAGUAGCAGCAGCGCCUCUCUCGACGCGUUCGCUCUGCCGCCCGCCGACGUCGCCACGCCGUCGCACAGCGGCGACGACAGCGGCUGCGACUUGAGCCUAUCGCUGAGAUUACCUGCCGCGUUUUGA